Centropristis striata (black sea bass) is the source of this 3362-nucleotide messenger RNA. RefSeq names its product serine/threonine-protein kinase SBK2. Gene Ontology annotation, biological process: peptidyl-threonine phosphorylation; peptidyl-serine phosphorylation. The coding region runs from base 259 to 1410 and encodes 383 amino acids. NCBI's taxonomy places the organism in Eukaryota, Metazoa, Chordata, Actinopteri, Perciformes, Serranidae. The record is from RefSeq and is a predicted model, not a curated record. The transcript has 5 exons. Gene Ontology annotation, molecular function: ATP binding; protein serine/threonine kinase activity.
UGCAGCAGCGGCAGCAGACAUGAAAUCCUGCAACGAGCUCGUCUGACCGUUUGUUGAGUUUCUCCGCUGAAUGAAAACUAAAACUUUCUCUGCAGCAGACACACUUUUUUUUUUUUUAACCCAAGGUGGGAAAGACGUGCAGCAGAUGAGGAUCUGUGGAGGAUUUCCAGACAGGUGCACCUGCUAAAUGAAGAAAAUUUACGUUGAAGAGAUUUCUUUCUGAAGAUCGACGGUGCUGAACUGAACCACAGCUGCAGAAUGACAGCUGCCACUAAGCUCCUGGAUGAGAUGUGCCACCUGUCGGCUCAGUCUCUGACAGCGAUGGACACAGCCGACCACUUCAACAUCCUGAAGCUCCUGGGCGAAGGCUCGUAUGGUAAAGUCAUGCUGGCCGUGCACAAGAAGAGAGGAACUCCGAUGGCUCUGAAGUUCUUCCCGCGUGAGUCUACGUCUCUUUUCUCUUUCCUGAGGGAGUAUAACCUCUCGCUGUCGUUCUGCACCCACCCCUCUCUGACCAGAGCCAUGGGCAUCGCCUACUCCACGCCCUCACACUACGUCUUCGCUCAGCAGGCGAGCCUCUUCGGCGAUCUCUACGACGUCAUCCUGCCCGAGGUUGGUAUGGAGGAGGACUGCUGCCAGCGGGUGGUGUCCCAGCUGUGUGGCGCUCUCUCCCACCUGCACUCUCUCGGUUUCGUCCACAGAGACCUCAAACCGGAAAACGUCUUCCUGUGCGACUCGGCCUGCCGUUGGGUCAAACUAGGAGACUUCGGCAUGGUGAAGGCCAAGGGCACCAGGGUCCCGGAGGUCUGGUACAGCUCUCCUUACUGCACCCCCGAGGCCGAGAUCGCUCGCGGAAACGAGGACAGCUGGAGCAGCAUUAAUGACGGGAAGGACGGCAUAAAGGGCGAUGAGGAGAAGAAAAAGAAGCAGCAGAGAGUUUGGGUGUCUGUGGAGCCCAGCACAGACAGCUGGGCGCUGGGCAUCCUGACCUACGCCAUGCUCACCGGCAGCCACCCCUGGGCCGAGACCGUUGCCGACUGCCGCGCGUACCUGAAGUACCGGGAGUGGUUCGACAGGUCAGAAGGCCCCGACGACGAGCUGGACGUGUGGGCGGAGCCGCGGGGCCAGGAAGAAGACAUCGAUUUAAUCGGGGCAGAUCUCGGAAAGAAAGACUGCCCUCCUGUGGCGCCCCAGUUUGCGUGUUUCACCCCGCUGGCCCGCUGCUUCUUCCGGGCGCUGCUGGACCCGAGGCCCCGGCUUAGAGGGCGACCAGACGUUUCUCUGAAUUACCUCGGAGGGGAGUGGGUGAUGGAGAAGGAGAGAGUGAGGCUGGACGAGGAGAGGAAGAAGAGCGGAGGGAAGGGAGCGAUCAGGAACAUGAAAGAGAUGGAGGGGAGAGGAGAGAGAUGAGGAGGCCGAAUAAUGAAGCAACUACUCCUCAACAGAACCCAUCAGGUAUCUGUCUGAGAAACAUUUGGCCUCAUUCAACGUGUAGUCAACGGACAAAAAGACUUUUUUGUGAUGCAACAAUCUCAGAGUUAGAGUUGAAGACUAUAUCUAUAAGGGGAUUGUUUCACAAGAAGUCAGUUGAUCUACAUAAACGAAGCAACAAAAGAAAAGGCUAAAUUAUCAUCAGGCGAUAACCGAUGGGUUCCUGAUCCACUGAAACGUGAUUGGUCAAUACGACUUUGACUACAAAGGGAAACCAGAACAUUUCUGAGACCACAAUACGCCUUCAGAUGUCUGUUUAGAGAGAUUAUCUUUGACUCGACAAUAUGUCUUUGUCAAGUAUGUGAGACGUUUAUGUUUAAUCUCUAAAACCUGCUUAUGUUGUUUUUAGUUUAUUGUAGUAGCAAAUAUAUUUUAUUGUGCCUCAAAAAGACAGUAUCACAUUUCAUCAUCGUCAUUUCAAGUUAGAAAAAUCUGAAUCUGUUACAGGUAUGUUUUCACUGGUUUAUAAUCGUUCAAAUCAAAAUAUAAUCAAAAGCCAAGAAAUUGGAAAAAUGUUUUUAACAGUACAACAAACAUUUGUUAAAAAAAGACUGUGAGCGUCUACACUGAUAUUUCUGGUAUGAAAGGACGCCGUGUUUGUCAGGAAUGUGUGACGUUUUGGUUUAAUAUAUUAAACCUGACUUGUGUUGUUUUUAAUUUUUUUGUUUAGCAAACAUAUUUUAUUGUGCGUGCCUCCAAAAAGACUUUAUGGUCAUAAACACUGUAAAGUCAUUUCAAGAUAUAAAAUCAGAAUCUGUUACUGGUAUUUUUUCACUGGUUUUGUUACAUCUUAAAUCAGUUAAAUCCAAAUAUAGUCAAAAGCGACAAAAUUGGAAAAAUGUCUAAUGUUUUAAGAAGACAUUUGUUUAAAAAGACAGUGAGCGUCUACACUAAUAUUUACGGUAUGAAAGGACGCUGGUCUAUGUGUCUGUCAAGGUUUAAUCUAUUAAACUCAACUUGUGCUGUAUUUAGUUUAAUGUCUAGUAAUAAUAUAUAAGAUAUUGUCAUAAGCUACAAUCACUGUAGAGUGUACAGUAGAUAAACACAAACAUUCUCUGGUUCAAGCUUCUCAAAUAUGAGAAUUUGCUGCUUUUUUAAAGUUUUUUUUUGUUGUUGUUUAAGUUCUCAGAAUCUGUUACAGGUAGAUUUUUUCAUUUUAGGUGGUUAAUCGAGGUAUCAAAAAAAUAACCAAAAAGUCUGUGAGCCUCUACUCUAAGUUUUACGGUAUGGAAUGAUGCUGAUCUUUGGUGAUCGGCAUUUGUUUUUGGCAGUUAAUUACUACAUUUUACAGUAUGUUUUUUUUAAUUAGUUAAAACCAUAUGCAGCAUACCUAACUGCUUCUUAAAUAUCCGAUUUAAAAUGACUUGUAAAAACAGUGUAACAGCUGCAGUCCUUGGGAUUACAGGCUUCAGUAGAGCUGUAACGAUAUCAAGUCCGUGUAAAAGAUACCGUCUUUAGCGCACUGCAACUAUAUUUGGGUUUCGAGUGUUUUCAUCAUAGUAGGCAAUGAACUGUAUAUAGACUGAGGUAGUGGCCCGGUCUUUACAUCCAUAAACAGCGCUUUGACCCAGUAAAUAUCAACCUGUUCAAAGGCACUUUUUGUAUGCUUCAUAUAUUUUAGUAGCACUUUUGUAGCACUGUAAAUGUAGUUGGCAGCUAGAAACUUAGCAUUAGCACCCAUCCAGUCACUUUGUACGUGACUAAAAACAACAUAUUCUUACUUUGUAUGGUACUUUUAUUACAUUUAAUGUAUAACAUAAUAAUAAAAAUACUAUAAUACUGAGUGUUAUUGACAUAAUGUAUGUUUAUUAAGUGUACUACAGACAUUUGAAGUCUAUAAAAUAUCUAAAUGCAAUAAAAUGAUUGUUUUU